GGUUAGUAACGUGUACGUAUAGUGAAAAUAACACAAAAAACCAUUAUAAACUAUGGAAAAUGCAAAUCAAGCCCCACCAGCCGUCAUCGGUGUUCGGAGAGAACCUUCCAUUGAUCCUGUCAAAGCGCAAGGAAUUUUAAAAUCGGUUACCCAAAAAGAGAAGCAUGCAGCACGACUUUGGCAGCAACGAUGGGGUUUUCUGAGUCGGAUUCGCGAGGUGCAAGAAGAGGAAGCGCAGCGAAUUGGUAUGUCCCUGAAUGAAUACCGAGCUGCCGUUCGAUCUGUGAGCUGUAAACCGGAAAAAGAGAUUUCCGUCGAUAUUGAUCCUUCGCCAACACCGCUUCCGCGCACCAGUGCCGGAAUAAUAGGUCGUCGAGCAAAAUGUGGGUUAGAACGAUUUGGACCACAGGUGAAGACAGUUCGCGACUACCCUAUACACCCUCCGUUACCACGUGACCAAAUAUACGACCCUUAUAAGCAGACUAUGAUAUUCUUAGGGAGCGUGGAAGGAGACCCGAUAUCGUACAAGCUGCCACCAACGCAGCGAGAAGUUUUCGACGAGAUGUGGGCGCAGCCGCAGCAACUAUGCAUCAGCUCGUUCCCACUUCACAGAGUAUACGAUUAACGACUUCACAGAGUAUACGAUUAACGACAGACCAACGAUAUUUUAUACUAUAGACAUACCUGUAGCUGGGCACUGUUGUGAAACAACAAAUAAAUUUCAGAGGAUAAAAUACUCGACCACAAUAACCUCAUUAUUAUCAUUUUAUCCUCUGAGUAAAAGUACAAUGACGUAAAACGUCAUUUCAUAACAUGUCAAAAUAAAUAGACAAGAAAACAAAGUGACAGACGUCAAUUCAUAAAAACGACACACGACACCACAAACGGCUAAAAAGAUACAGACAGCUUACUUCAUAGAAACUGCUUAGCACAUUUGAGAAAUUUGAAUUUCAUUCAUAAUUUUAAAAUCAUAUAACCACAAAUUUCAUUCAUAAGUUUAUCCUUUAUCUCUCUCAUACAAGGCAAAUCUUCAUUAAAAAUCCCUUUGCCCUCUCUUUCUAUUGUAUGUAUAUGUAGAAUGUGCCUACACGGCGGAAACGGAAAUGCUUGUAGUAAUUAGAAAAUGGUUGGAAGGGGUCGUAGGUUUAUUCCGUAGUUAAAUUGAUUUGUGAAAGUAGGUUAUGCCGUACUAU
This is a messenger RNA of Bicyclus anynana (squinting bush brown), 1193 nucleotides long. RefSeq lists its product as uncharacterized. The coding region runs from base 53 to 625 and encodes 190 amino acids. The transcript has 5 exons. The record is from RefSeq and is a predicted model, not a curated record. NCBI's taxonomy places the organism in Eukaryota, Metazoa, Arthropoda, Insecta, Lepidoptera, Nymphalidae.